Messenger RNA from Mya arenaria, 4594 nucleotides. Its product is annotated as protein FAM227A-like. The transcript has 16 exons. The record is from RefSeq and is a predicted model, not a curated record. The coding region runs from base 6 to 1901 and encodes 631 amino acids. NCBI's taxonomy places the organism in Eukaryota, Metazoa, Mollusca, Bivalvia, Myida, Myidae.
UCAAGAUGGCGGGCAUCAAUCGAGUUGGAUCCCCUAUGGAUCUGAUCGAUGACAGUAAUGUUUUGUCUUGGGAAAAACUCGAGCAAAAGAAACGAUCACUUGAAAUACAACAAAGAGCAAAAUCACCAUUUCUGAUUGGAUCGAUUGAAGAAGUGAACAAAAAAAUCGGGAAAUUGGACCGGAAACUACAAAGGUACACCCAGCUGGUUGUAGAGAGCCGAGCAUCAGACUAUGCUGAAGAGCAGCUUGUGCGAGGAGAAAGGCCGAAAAGUACUGUGGGGAGGCAAAUUAUCGAACGAAAAGAACGAGAACAGAAGGAGAUGAACAGAUUUGCAGGCUAUUACACUUUAAAACAAACUUUCUUACCUGGCCGAAGUGAGCGAGUAAGGAACAUAUCAAAAAUAAGUCUGUCACCGAGCAAAAAUCAGGUGAAAAAAGACUCAGGCAAGCCCAAAUUUGUGGAGCUGCACCAAUACCCAGGGUACGACCCCACAGAGCUUACAGAACUCCCAGAGGAUGUUCCUGCGCAAGAUAUGAUGAGGAAGGCCACCGAUGCUAUGAUGGACCUGGGCAGGAAGCCACAAUACCGACCAGACUUUGAACGCUGGUUCUACUCCCCCAUGUCGCAAGCUGUUUUCCAGGACAUGUUCUGGUACCUGUUCCUCGACAAGUUCCAGUCAAGCCAGAAUGCCCAGAUCAAACUCUUCAACAGGGCGGCAUUCAACUAUGUGAAACUCAUGCUCUUUGUGAAAAAUCCGGCAUACAGGGACGUCUUCUUCAAUGAUUACCCUAGCCUGAUGUCCCAAUCCCUGUACACGGCCUUCUGCUACUGUUUCCCUGACUCAUAUAGACAGUUUGGGGAAGAAUUCAAGGAAGAUCUGGUCGCCCUUGUGUAUGGUUGGAUUGCAGGGAUCAAGCCCGCCCCUCGGAUCUGGCUGAGGUGGAACAUGGAGAAACUGGAGCCGCCGAAUAUCAAGAUGAGGGAAGAGAUACUCAACGCCAAGAAGAAAAAAUCUAACACAUCCAUUAACUUUGACUUUCUGGACUCCCUAAUCUCCACCAACAUCAGCCGCUAUGCUAGCUCGGCGUCUGUGUCUCAGUCUGCGUCCAAUAUGUCAACCCACUCACGACGGGGCAAGGGCCGCAACAGGAAGUUGUCUCAGAGUGACAGGUCGGGGAAAGGGAGUGGAUCCAGCAAGGUGCCUUCAUCAUCGGCAUCAUCGUCGUCACAGGAGGGCAAGAUACCUGUUGAGCAGACCGAGUCCACUAAGAAGUCUAGCAAGGAGAAGAAGUCAGUGGACCCUCGUAAACUGGUGGAGGCAUUGACCCCUAUACGAGAGACAACGUUUGAGGAUUACGAGUCACAGGCGGAUCAAGGAGAAACCCAGUCGGAGCAUGUCAUCAAGGCCAUGGCCGCAGCGCAUAAGGAGGAAAAACCUAAAGAAGAGUCCCACCCAGCAUGUAAAGGAGCGGACACCGUAAAGUCUGUUUACAAUCUUUACGGCCAAAGCCCAUUGGUUGCACACUUCCUGCGUGUGAAGAAUCUUACUCGAGAGUCGGGCCAGACAUUCCACGUCCAGCGUACAGAGCAGGAGAACCUCCCUCCACUUGACGCCCCAACAUACAAGGAAAUGGUACGAGAGAGCUUCAAGAAAGUCCGCGAAAAAGAAAAGGGCUACCAAGAAAUGUAUGAUCGAGCCCAGAAAGAAAGCACGGUGUUCGCUCGGCAACAGAGGGCAAUGAUGAAGGACCACAUGAGACGAACGACAGCACUUCUCGCUCAGCCUAACGAGGUCAAACGCCUCAGCGAUCUGCUCAUGCUGGAGUUUAAGAGGGACCCUGAUUCACUGUCAGCUGGAGCGGACGUUGCAGUACAACAGGCUUUGUUGGCACAACAGUAAACCCUAUCUGGCCUUGACCUUGGCGCCUGACAACUCACUGUGAUAUUCAUACCCUGACUAAUUCUACUCUACAUUUGACCUAGUGUGUAAUUACUUUAGAGUCUGACAUGUCAGUGACCUUCAGCUUCAAGCUGCUACUCCUUUGAACUUGUGAAUUAGAGCCUGACCUUGACCUAAGUGAACUUCAGAUCAUAGCUUCUUUACCUUUUACUUGAGGAUUAGAGACUGACCUCGACCUAAGUGAACUUCAGAUCCUAGCUACUUCACUUUUAACUUGGUGAUAAGACCUUGACCUCAGUGAACUCCACCUUUAGCUUAUGGAUAUGAGCAUGACCUUGACAUUAGAGGGAGUCAAAUCAGUGACCAUGACAUCUUAGCUGCUUAACUUUGACCUUUGAACUUUCUGGCUUAAUUGUGUGUAUGUAUUAGGUUUGUGUCCUUUGGUAUUGUAAGUUACUGUUGUGUAAAUCAACAAUGUUAUGAUUAUACCUCAGGAAUAUUAAGUUAGAAGAGUAAAAGUCACAAAUGUGUGAAGACUCAAUUAUUAUGCAGGGGUUAUAUAUUUUCAUAUGGAUGUUAGAUCUCAUUUUGACUUUAUUUUAAAUGACUUUUUGUUUGUGCCAAAUAGGCCACCGCAGCUGUUUAAAUGUGUUUGAACUUAAAGCUGCACUCUCACAGAUUGAACGUUUGACUUUUUUAUUUUUUGUCUUAGAACAAGCCAAUUUUGGCGAUUAUCCAUGGAAACCAGUUAUAUAAGACUGCUGACAAAAAUUUAGAUCGCAGAUUUUUAUAUUUAAGCCCAAAAAUUGAUGUUUUAUGCAUUUUUCUUAAACCGUUAGUAACGGUUUAAGCCAUAAAACAUUAAUUUUCGAACGGAAAUAUGAAAAUCUACAAUCUGCCUUUUUGUCAGCAAUCUGAUAUCAUUGGUUUGGAUAUAUUUAAGCAAAAAAUUGCUCUUUCCAAGACAAAAAAUAAAAAAAAGUUGUAAAAAUGGUAAAUCUGUGAUAGUGCAGCUUUAAAGGGACUCGCUCAUGUUAUGGAUAAUAAAGUUUUUCCCAAAAUUCAUCUGAAGGUUUUAUUUUACUCUUUACUCUUUGAUACCUAAAUUGAGGAAAAAAAUACAAUUUAAGUAUAAAAAUAUUCUGAGUUUAGUGUAGAGGGAACACACGCUAGUGUUAUUGUUUUUUAGAAAAACGAUAGCAUAACCACUCGACCACAGGGACUCAUACAAACUUUAUUGGCUAUUUUAACAUCUAUUAAAUACCUUAAAAGCAUCACAUGAUAAUGUCAAUCAACCAAUCACACUACAACCCUUUGCUGAAUUGCUAUAGCAACGAUUUUUCAAAGACAAUAAAUUAAUAUUUAAGCAUAUAUCAACAUUUGUUGAAGGGUUCAAGCUGUAACUUUCUUAGUUUUAAUACUUCUGAUGAUUGGAAACUAUUCAUUUUACAUUUUAAAAAGGUUUGUAAAAAGUGCCUUUUACAAACCUUGAGUGAGUCCCUUGAACUCUGGUAGAAGUUUGUUUUACAUGAAGAGAUCUGACAUAAUUAUAUCUCACUUGUUUCUCCCUUUGUGCCUAAAUGUUUGUACAUGUAUGCCUUAUAAAUUUCUAUGAUACUUUACAUUUAUGGUAUACUAUAUAAUUGUGAUAUACUUUGACACUUAUACAGAACUUGUGAUUAAAAGGCCAUUAUGAAUUGUAACCUAAAUUUAUUCUGACUGUGUUUUAAAUUCACGUCAUUCAAAUGAGUUUUGAAAAGAGGUUUCUUGAAUGCUUUAAAACUUUAAUAAAGUGUUUUGAAUAGUCUAUUUUUUCCCCAUAUAAAUCUGUUUCAUGAUUUUCAGUGAUAUUUAUUUUGCAAAUAAUGGAUAACAGCGAUUUUUAUCCAAGUAUAAUUUCCCUGUUUUCUGACAAAUUCAGUUUCUUUCACUCUUAGAGACAAAUGUGAAUCUCACAUACACAGUGGUGAUUGGUAGAAAUUUAUGAUUUCAUUUCCUGCACAACGUCAUAUUGCUAAAAUUGGGAGAUUUUCCAAUUAAAUAUUAAAGAUGCACUCUUAUUCCCAAAUAAGAUUACCUAAAUUAAUAAAGUUGUUUUAAUUUAUCAAAAAGGAUGAAUAAAUACAUGUCGAAAACAAUGGUUUUUAUGAAGGAUACCGUGUUUAGUUUGAAAGAUAUAAGCAUAAAGCAUGGUAUUUCUACCUUAUGAGACUAUAGUAGACUGUAGUAAAUCUUUUAGCAUUAACCAAUCAUUUAAUAUUUUUGCACUUUCUGCUAUUAAAUACACGGUUACAAUAUUGUUAUCAGUAAUGAAUAUUUUCCAUAAAUGCAUCAUUUAGUAAGUAGUUUAAGGUAUAUAAGUCAAAAUUGAUAUUUGUUAUACAUGUGUAUGCAUUGGUUUUGAAUAAGAGUGUCACUUUAAUUACAUAUCAAUUUUGAUUAAUUACAAACAUUGUUCAGUGUAAGAUUGGAAUGCAUUCACACUGAUUUUUUUAUUCCUUUAUAAGCAGAAAAUGAUUCAAAUAUGAUGCUUCAAAUAGUCAGAAUUAUUAUGAAUAGCCAAGGCCUAUUUAAACUGGUAUAUUAUUUUGUUGUUAAUUAAUAUAAAUUUUAUUAUAUAAUUUUAUGUAUUUAUGAGGGUAUAAGUGUUUUUGUUAUAGUAUUUUACCACAGAAGUAUUAAUAAAAUAAAAA